Molecule: messenger RNA, 4081 nt
Organism: Balaenoptera musculus (blue whale)
Lineage: Eukaryota; Metazoa; Chordata; Mammalia; Artiodactyla; Balaenopteridae
Product: ATP synthase subunit f, mitochondrial-like
Exons: 1
Coding region: 355-621 (88 amino acids)
Biological process (GO): proton motive force-driven mitochondrial ATP synthesis
Molecular function (GO): proton-transporting ATP synthase activity, rotational mechanism
Source: RefSeq, a predicted model, not a curated record
CCGCGCCCAGCCAGAGAGGAAAACACAGACAGUGAGGAGGCAUAGCACAGGGUAGCCACGGGCAAGGAGCAUCCCAGCCCUCAUCUCUGGGACCAAAUGUAAGAGGGGCAACCGUGGGGCCCCUGUGGGCAGACACACCUUGGCCCUGCCAAUUCUGCUCUCUUUUGGCCCUGUCUUGAUCAAGAGCCUACAGUGGCUUUCAGGACCACCAUGUACAGUUGUACAGAUUGUUCACUGCAUAAGAGCACCUGGCCCAGUGAGGGCUAAAAUCCAGCCCAAGCUCUGCUGGCCAAGCUAUGUGCCCUGGUGCACGGCUGCAUCUAAAGUGGAGGAAGAGAGACCCAGGAAUCCAAGAUGGCAUCAGUCAUACCACUGAAGGAAGAGAAGCUCCUGGAUGUCAAAAUAGGGGAGCUGCCAAGCUGGAUACUGAUGCAGGAUCUCACCCCUAAAGGCAUUGCUGGAGCAUUUCAAAGAGGUUACUACCAGUAUUACAAUAAGUAUGUCAGUGUAAAGAAAGGGAGCUUCGCUGGGCUUUCUAUGGUGCUGGCAGCUUACAUGCUUUUCAACUACCGCUGUUCUUACAAGGAGUUCAAACACAAGCGGCCACGCAAGUACCAUUGAAGAGGUCCCGGUGUGAAGGGCACACUCUGCAUUCAGUGUGAAGGGCACACUCUGCAUUCCUGACCUUUGCCCAGCAGCCCUGAAUCCUUUCAUAUCCUAAUUGAGAAUUAACACCCAAUAAAAGAUGACUGGUAAAAAACAGAGGAAGAGCAUCUUUGUAUUCUUCCAAAAAGGGGUGACUUUUUCUCACUGGUAUCCUCAGAGGAGACACUUUUUUUUCUAAUUGGCAUCACAGAGGCUAGCCACGGCCAUAAUGCUCCUGCUGGCCACCAGAUUAUACAUCAAGCCCAAAAUCCUUUACAAAAGGUCUCCCCUGUACCACUGCCUAAGUCCUCCCGAGAAACCCACCAACUUGCUGGCCUAUGAAACCUGGCCUGGUCUGACUCCUGCUUUGUUCAUGCAGCUUCCUCCCCCAGUACACAUUCCUUCUCCUCGGACUAAUACAUGGCAGUGUACACUAUCUCUAUGUACACAGUAUGUGCUUUUAACUGCAUUUCUUCUCCAGCUCCUCCUCCCUGAAGCCUCCCUCUCCUGGCAAACCUGAGCUAGUCACGGUCUGGAUGUGUGCGCCCUGGGCUUGCACAACAGACCUUGGCUUUGUCAAGGAUCUGGCCCACAGCCUCAGAGAACCUAAGUGUCACUGUUUUCCCCAUGAAACAAGCACGAGGGAACAGGUGGAUCCUCUAAGCUGCUUCACACUUUCAUUAUCAGCAAUUGCUGUUGGCUUUCUUUGCAAGUUGUUUUUAUCUCCAUAAAGAAACAGUUUCUUUUCUUUUUAAUCAUGGACUAAAAGUUACUAUGUACACGAUGCUAGGCAGCCCCCUGCUACUUGGUUAGAACCUAGGCGGGUGCUUCUCAUGCCAUCUCAUGGUGCCUAGGAUUCAGACCUAUGUCUGGCAAGAUUCCCGAUCACUUCACGUCAUGACAAUAACUGACGUUUACCGAGCACAGCUACUAUUGUUCCCAGCACUUUACAUGUACCAACUCCUCUGACCUUUAAAGCAAUGCUAAGAAGUCGGUACUAAUAUUAUUCCCAGUUUACAGAUGAUGAAACCAAAGCACAGAGAGGUUAAGCAACUUAUCCAAGGUCACACAGAUGAACCCAGGUGGCCUGACUCCACAGCCCACUUGGCCACCACCAAUAUACCCUUAGCCCAGAAGACUGUCUCCAAAUGGUCAACUCUGUGACAGCUGAAAGUCACAUGGGACUUAAUCUUAAUGUAAUAUUUAGCUGUGUUUUCAAUAGGGAGGCAUUGUACUUGCUACUAACUGCUGUACGUAGCUGUAAAAAGAAAAUGAAAACUGCAUUUUUUUUCAACAGAGAGUAAAAUGAAAACAACCAAAAAACCUUGCAUGUCAGCGGGUUGCUCUUUGCGACACAUAAAGACAUGCCUUGUUCUCACAACCAUAGGAAGGAACCCCCUUUAAGGAGAUAUUAGACAUCAGAGUUCUACUACGGAAUAAAGUUAGAGGAGUGCCACCCUUGCAAAAUGACAAAGGCCAGAGGUUUUUAAAAUCCUGAGCUUGCCGACAGCUCGUUUGUAAAAUGUUAACGUACAGCCAAGCCUUCUCGGGAUACCUGGCCAGGAGCAGGUAUGAUGCUAGACCCAGAAUUAAGAGGCUCUGCUACCCUCCCUGGGCCUCGCUUAAAGAUCCCUGGGCCCCUUCCAGCUCUGACAAACAGAUUCCUACGAACAUGUCUUUUGGGUGAAGCAGGACACGCUGGGACAGUGCCCUCCUCCUGUGCCUGGGAUGGCUUUCUGUUUAUAACUACAGUAAUAAUAAUAGCAACAGCAGCGGCACAUUCUUAUACAAAUACACUCUGUUCUACAUAUCGGCUAUUGAAUGGUUGAGGAACAGAGGCUGGAGAUGAGGCGUCCCCUCCCCGCAGGUAUAGGAGCAAGGUAUUUGAACCCGGGGGCUGAUCAGCCAGUAUUCCUCCUGUGGCCCCAGGCUCCAGGGAACUGGGCCCUUGUCUGUCCAGUUCCUCGCCGGAUCCCUAGUGCCGAGAACAUAGUAGUAGCUCAAUGAUUUGCUAAGUGAAUAAAUGCUGUACAACAUGAGCUGGCCCAGGGAGAGUGGUUAAUAAAGGCCUGAACAACGAGGGAGCGUUUCUACUUCCGCACUGGGUGGGUGGACCCAGAACCUUCCUUUGAGAUAGUGAGGAUCUCGGGGGUGGGUGCAAGGCCCAAACCCCAUCCAGAGAGGGAGGUUUGGGGGGCUGAGGGCCAGAGCUGGCCUCGGUUCUCCAGGUCCCUGCCUAGAGCCUGCCUCUCUCCCGCCACCCAGUCGUCUCCCAAAUCACCAGUUUCCUCCGUCCCUACCACCACUACCCUCACCAUUGCCGCUGCCCAGGCCACCGCUGCUGACCUAGGUCCCUGCCUUGGCCUGGUCCUCUCUAUCCACUGCCUCGGGUGUUCCGGAGACAAGAUGCCUUGACAGCUGCCACGCGCCACUCCCUGAUCUAUUCCCUUCCAUGGCCCCCAGCUGCCCCCAGGGAAACCUGUCCCUCCGGCCUCCAGCUCAAUCUCUCACAGCCCUCAGCUUCUCCGACCCCUCCCUCCACACACCACACUGCUAACGGAAGGCUCUUUCCUGCCCAGUGGGUUGAAUCCUGGAUCCACCACCUACCCGCGGAGUGACCUUAGGAAGUUACUUAACUUCCCUGUGCCUCGGUUUUCUCACCUGUAAAAUGGAGAUAAUUACUGUACCUACUUCAUAAGGUUGCUAUGAGGACUAAAUAAAUUAAUACAAAGUCAGCUCUGAAUGGGCUUACAAUUACUAUUUGUAUAGUCAACUUCCUCAGCCUGGAAGAAUCCUCUCCCUUUUUCCUGCCUGGCUAAAUCCUCUUCCUUCUUAAAAAUACAUCUUGAGUGUCAUCUCCUCCAGGAAGCCUUCCUAGCCCUCCCUCCUCCCUUCCCCUCCCUGGUCCGGGUUCAAUGCUUGUCUGACAGUACAUGCUCUGAUCUCAGCCAUGCUGCCCUGCUCUGCCCUCACCUGUCCAACUGUCUGUCUCCCUGACUGGUCAGUGAGCCACUCAGGGCAGUGACAUGCAGCUGCCACAGUUGCCCACUGGGGCGUAUCUGUGGUCGCUGGAUGAAAGGUCUGGGAGGGGGGUCAGAAAGGACAGUGGGGACUUCCCUGGCGGUGCAGUGGUUAAGACUCCUCACUCCCAAUGCAGGUGGCAUGGGUUCGAUCCCCGGUCAGGGAACUAGGGAAGUGCGCUGGGCAAGGGGGUGGCUCUGAGGAGGUGGGCAGGGCAAUGGGAUAGCUCGGCCUGGAAGGGGCUGACAGAGGCAGGGGAGAGAGUGUGUGUGGGCAGAGGGGCCGCAGCGUACAUCAUCUUUUACCUGUUUUCUUGUCCGAGUCUUUCCCGUCCUCAAUUUAAUAUACCGUGCGAUCAACUCAUUUCGGCCUAGAUUGGGGUGACAGGAAAAAAUGGGGAGUGGUCAAAGGGGAC